UUUUCGGGAUUUCCGGUUUCUUGUCUUUACUUGUUGUUUUUGAACAAAAAUGUAAGUAGCGUUACAACAAAAUUGGCACAUUUUUCUGUUCCCUCUGUCUUCUUUUUUCAUCUGCUUGCAUCCUUUUGCAGUUUUAAUUAAAUUGUGCUACACUGGAAUAUAGAAUAUCAUCGACACACAUCUUUUAAUUCCAGUGAAAAAAUUUCAAAAUGUCACAAACGGAAAGCGAUUAUAGUGAUGACGAGGAAAAAGUUGAAGUUCUUGAUGAGCGUUUCGUGAAAUUUUCCAAAGCAGUCGAUGAUAAAGAUAAAAAUCUCAUUUCUUCGUUAAUAAAACAAGAGGAGGGAAUUCUUCAGAUACAAUUUCAUUCCGAUUGUACAACAUUUUUACACGUCGUUGCUCAACGAGGUACAGUGGAUGAUGUCAAAUUAUUAUGCGAAUCCGGCGCUAAAGUUAAUCUAAGAAAUAAAAAUGGCGAGACACCAAUUUUUUAUGCGAUAAAAAAUCAUGAUAUUGGACUAGUUAAAACGCUCAUUGAACAUGGUUCUAAUUUAAAUAUCAUCUCAUCUCAAAAUGUCACGCCACUUCAUCUCGCAUUACUUCACGGUUCCGAGGCAACUCUUCGUUUAAUUGUGAAAAAAAUUCUUCUCUCCACUGUUGAAAAUGGGGAGAAAUCGUCGAAGAAGGAAGAAGGCGUCGAGAAUGGAGAAAAAUUGGAAAGUGCGAAAAAAGAGGAAGAUGACGAGUCAAUGGAGGAAUCUGCUUCAGAAGAUGAUUCAAUGAUGAUGUCAUCAGAUUGUGAGAAUUCGUCGGAUUAUGAAGAUGUUUCAGACGAGGAGAGUGAAGAUCCGGAAGUGAGUUCGGAUCCCGAAGAUUCGGAAACAGUGGAGAAUUUAGAAACUACAAUCGGAGUAAUUAAGACACUUCUGAAGAACAAGGAAUUAUUUAAGUUGAAUAAAAACGAUUAUCCCCUGUUGAUGUUUUUUGCUUCGAGAAUUCAAUGCGGUAGUAUUUUGGAUGUAAUUUUACGUGAUUGUCGAAAGUUUCUAAAGUCAAUGACGCCAGAGGAGAGGAAAUUGGAGCGUUCGAAUACAAGAAAGGCGAAUUCGGAUUACUACUCGGAAGGCGGUUGUAAUGUCCGUUACAAACCGCAUUCACCAGAAGAUAUCAAUUUCCAGGGUUACUUCGAUAGAACCGCUCUACAUUAUGCGGUGAGGGCGGAAAUUACAUUAGCUGUUAAAUUUCUCCUUGAACAUGGUGCCGAUGUGAAUGCAAAGACCUGCGAGAAACUAACACCCCUGCAUUACGCGGCUUGUUUGGAAAAUAUCAAUCUCUGUCAUUUACUCCUCGCCUACAAUGCUUUUGUUAAUUGCAACUAUUGCUGUCAGGGUAAUCCUCUUUAUCACGUCUGUGGACCGAGUACGACCAAAGUACUUUUAAAAUCAACCGAAAGUUACUAUUACGACGAAUUCUUUGACGAGUACACGGAUCGUCUCGGUAAAGAUAUCGAUGUUCAGCCGACGUUUAAUCCACAAAUAAUGACUCUGAUGCUCAAGAAUGGCGCGCAUCCAGAUAAUCGCGGUGAGAAUGGUGCAUCGGCAUUUCAUGAGGCUUGUCAAAUGGGACGUUUUAGGGAAGUGAAAUUACUACUCAAGUAUGAUGUCUAUUUGGAGGGGGUCGAUAUGGAUGGUAAUACGGCACUCCAUCAUGCCGCUAAAGGUCAUUCAAUGAAGAUGUGCGAAUUCCUCGUGAAGAAGGGUUUGAAAAUUGAUGUCGCGAGAGAGGAUGGCAAAACACCUUUGAUGAGUGCGAUUACCUACAAGGAGAAUCUCACCCCAUGUUUGGAGACAAUAGAGUAUCUUGUCGAUCACGGAGCGAAUGUUAAUGCGAAGGAAAGAUUUAGCGGAAGUAUAUUGAAAACUGCCGUUAGCGAUGUUGAGCCUCCUGUUAUUGAAUGUUUAUUAGAAUUGGGAGCGAAUAUUGAGUAUUUAUUUGAAAUUAGCGAGAGUUAUUUUAACAGUUACGGUGUGUUUCGUUUUCACGAUAAUCAUCAAUUUUUGAUUUCUUACAUUGCCCUGAAGGGAAAAGAUUUGACUGAUUAUUUACAGUCGUACAUUAAACACGACAAUUCGAAUGUGAAAAAAGCUUUUAAUUAUUUCGAAAAGGCUAAAGUCGAAAUGGAAAAAUUACGAUCUAUGAGAAUUUUAAAAACGACCAGUAUUACUUUCUACGAGUUUUUAACUUCCGAUUUUUAUAAUACAGUCCAGAGUAUCAAGAAUGGACGGGUUGUCAAGAUUUUAAAUGCCGGUGAUUAUAAAACGGAAUUUCCGUGUUUUAACAUUAUGUUGGAGUGUCGUUUCCAACGGGCGAAGGCUUUAAAAAAAUUUGUCAAUCAAACCUACGAUUAUUUUUCCAAGAAUCGAAAAUUAUCGUCCGAUGUUGUUAAGUUGAUUUUCAAAAAUCUUGGUUCGAAGGAAUUUCGUAUUUUUGGCAGAGCUUUAAAUAAGAAAUAAGUUUUAGACAUUCUUAACUAGAGUAUUUUUUAUAUUUUUGAAAAGUUUCAAAAACUUUUCUUUGUGACUUAUUUUGUGUUCGUGGAAUUUGAAAAAUAUUCCAAAAAUUGUUUUGUUUCUGUAAAAGAAUUGUGUGAAAUUUUUAAAAUCGAAAAUUUUUUUGUAUCUAUUUUGUAAUAAAAAUUGUUCUUAAUGAAAAA
Leptopilina heterotoma is the source of this 2713-nucleotide messenger RNA. RefSeq names its product poly [ADP-ribose] polymerase tankyrase-2-like. NCBI's taxonomy places the organism in Eukaryota, Metazoa, Arthropoda, Insecta, Hymenoptera, Figitidae. Gene Ontology annotation, molecular function: protein binding. Bases 210 to 2513 code for a protein of 767 amino acids. The record is from RefSeq and is a predicted model, not a curated record. The transcript has 2 exons.